Lethenteron reissneri (Far Eastern brook lamprey) is the source of this 1630-nucleotide messenger RNA. Its product is annotated as mucin-1-like. Lineage: Eukaryota; Metazoa; Chordata; Hyperoartia; Petromyzontiformes; Petromyzontidae. The record is from RefSeq and is a predicted model, not a curated record.
GUCCGUCCGUCGGAGGUUGGGGCCGUCAAAGUCGCGUCCCGUCCGGGACGUCGCGAGAGACGUCACGCCGGAGGAGAGUUGGUCAGAGCGCAGGGGGGAGGGGCGGUGGAAUCGGUUGAAUCGAUUGUGAAUUGUCCACGCCAAUUCACAAUCAGAGUCGCCAUACUGCAGCAGCAGCAGCAGCUGCAGCAGCAGCAGCAGCAGGAGCAGCAGCAGCAGGAGCAGCAGCAACAGCAGGAGGGAGAAUCCGAGAAGCUGUCAAGCUCUUUGUGCGUCACAGAUGUCCAGUAGCAGGGGCCACGGGGUAAGAAAGACAAAUUUCCCCCGCCGUGUAGCCUCUAACAGACUCAGGGGCAAGUGCUGUUAGUAGCGAGUAGCAGCACCUACACAGACAAAGGUCCCCCGUGUAGCCUGUAACAGACUGUAGGGGCAAGUGCUGUUAGUAGCGAGUAGCAGCAAGUACACACAGACAAAGGUCCCCCGUGUAGCCUCUAACAGACUGUAGGGGCAAGUGCUAUUAGUAGCGAGUAGCAGCACCCAUGACGGGCGGCACGACACAGCAGGGGCUGGGUGUGUCCAGCACGACGCCCGACCGCCUUAGUCUCCCUGGCGGCGAGGUCUACUACACACCGUCACACCGCCCCCACACCGGCUACUCGUUUGAGGCUGAAUCGAAACGACCGUCACCCGCACAUACACCGAGUGAAGACGCUCCUGGCUCGCCGGUUCAUCCCCUUGGGCGGCUCAGACUCCUCCCAGAGCCGCCGGCGCCGGGAGGAGGAGGCGGUGGGAGCCUCCGUGCCGUCCCAUCGCGAGCGGCCGCUCCCCGCCGGGACGACGGGAAGGAACGCGCCGCGUGGGUUCCGCUCGAUCCGACGGACGCCGCCGCCGCCGAGAGUCUCCGAGCUCGGAGCGCCGGGGCGGACCGGCGGAGCGCCGCACACCCCGACCCGACCCCGACCCCGACCUCAUCCUCCGAUACGUGGGGGGGGAGGGCGCCCCGCCCAGCGUCCCACCCCUCCCCGCCCGCGUCGCCCGGAGCGCCGGCGUCACCCAGCAGCGAGAAGAUGAGGAGAUCCACCUCUGUCCAGGAGGUGGAGCCUCCUCCUCCUCCUGCUCCGUGGGUCGCGUCGUCGAUGGACUCCGUGGAAGUUGAGGUGGCGCUGGAGGUCACGCUGGAGGAGGUCACGCUGGAGGUCACGCUGGAGGAGGUCACGCUGGAGGAGGUCACGGUGGUGGAGGAGGCGACGUCCCAGAGCUCCCCUCCGUGGGAACCCGGCAAAGCCUCGACUCCAAACAACUCCACGGGAGAGAGCUCCCAGUCGCCUCCGUGCCCCACCUCGUCUAACUGAUCACACGGGACACACUCCAUGGUGUCUAACCCGUCACACGGUACACACUCCAGCACCUUGUCCAACUCAUGCCACCACGGGACACGUUCCAGCUGCUGUCCCUCCUCCACCUCCUCCCCCUCCACCUCCUCCCCCCCCACCACACCAAGCCCUUGCAGGGCAACGCUCCGCUGGGCUACGUGGAGCUGGCUGUGAGCGCCGCCGCCGCCGUGAUGAUGAUGACGAUGAGUCUCCACGUCCUCUGGGAGAUCCAUCGCUUCAACAUUCACGGCAUUCUC